AAUGUAUUAGCCCAAGAGAUGAUUUUUGGUAGAGAUCGAAAAGCCCAAACGUUUGUUGAUUUGACAAAGACUGGGAGAAGAUCGGCGCAGCGGCGGCGAAAGAAGCUCCGGCGGUUACGAUGAUGAGGUUGGCUGUCCGCCUGAAAUGCAUGACAAAUUCGUUGCGGGAAUGGAAAGCAUCAGAUACUGGGAGAACCAAUUCGGGUAGCGCUCUUGAAGCAUUGCGGUCUUUUGGAACUUUUACUGGAUAUCGGCCGAGGGAUUCCAUUGCGAGACGAAUGCAGGAGGAAAUUGUUACCGCACUUCACUUAGGAGAGAGAAGUAGAGCUUCCGUUUUGCUGUCUGAGCUUGGCGGUAGAGACGAAGCACUGCAAGCUGGGGAUUUCAUUCCUAUUCUUCAGUAUUGUGCGAGGACACCUGAUCCAUUGUUUGUUAUGGAAACUUGGAAACUUAUGGUGGAGGAGGAUGUUGAAUUGAGUGGAAAAUGUUAUUUUCUCACAAUUCGAUCUCUCUGUAAAGGUGGUUAUAUAAAAGAGGCAUUCAAUAUUCUGAGCAUUCAAAAAGAAAAUUCAGACACGUGUCCUACUUUGCCAGUUUACAACGAUUUGUUGGAAGCCUGUGUCCAAAUGAAUAGUUUAAAUCAUGCUGGUGAAUGCUUGCAUUUGAUGGAGAAACAGGGGGUCGGCAAAAAUGAUAUAACUUACACUAUUCUUCUCAAGCUUGCUGUCUUGCAGCAGGAUCUCUCAGCGAUCCAUGAAAUUUGGAAGGAGUAUUUCAACAACAAUACUCCCAGCAUCAUAACUCUUCGGAAGUUUAUACGAUCUUUCACAAAGUUGAGAGAUUUAGAGUCUGCUUAUGUGGCCUUACAGCGGAUGGUUGAUGUGGCAUUCCAGCAUAAAUUUAGCAUCACUAAAACUGCUGAAGGAAAGUUGUUCGAUUCAAGAGUGAACAUUCCCAUCCCUUUCCGUGAUGGAUUGACUAGGAAUAAUUAUGGAAAGAAUAGUUAUCCUCCCAUACCUUCUAGUUCUGAUUAUGGCAAGGAAAGGGACUCGGAUAAAGGGGUUCAAUUUAAAAUCGAAGGCGAAGAACACGGGACUGACGGAAUAAGUUUGUCUGAACAGGCUCUCUCCGCACCAGUUAUGAAAUUAUUGAGGUGGUCCUUUGGUGACAUCAUGCAUACAUGUGCUGAUUCGAAAAAUGUUUUGUUGGCUGAGCAAUUAAUGUUGCAGAUGCAAAAUCUUGGGUUGGAGCCAUCAUCUGCUACAUAUGAUGGCUUCAUAAGAGCAUUGGUUUCUGUGAAGGGUUUUCAGGAUGGCAUGGAAGUGCUAAAAGGCAUGCAACAGAAAAAUAUGAAGCCUCAUGAUUCAACUCUUGCAGCCAUGUCGGUUAGCUGCAGCAGGGCUUUAGAACUGGACUUGGCCGAGACAUUCCUGGCUCAAAUAUCAAAUUGUCAUCACGUUUAUCCUUUCAAUGCUUUCCUUGAAGCGUGUGAUACUCUGGAUCAAUCUGAACGAGCUGUAGGAGUAUUGGCUAAAAUGAAAGAUAUGAAUAUUCUGCCAGAUAUCAGGACAUACGAACUGCUGUUUGCAUUAUUUGGCAACGUCAACGCACCUUACGAGGAUGGAAAUGUGCUGUCGCAAGUUGAUGCUGCUAAAAGGAUAAAUGCCAUAGAAAAGGAUAUGAUGAGGCAUGGCAUCCAGCACAGUCAUCUGUCGAUGCAAAACCUGCUAAAAGCUCUUGGAAUGGAGGGAAUGAUUAAGGAUAUGAUUCAGUUCUUACACACUGCAGAGAACCAGUUGUCACGUAGAAGUACUAAUUUAGAUAUACAUAUUUAUAACACCGUUAUGCAUUCGCUUGUCGAGGCUAAAGAAAGUCGUAUGGCAAUUGAGAUAUUCAAAAGUAUGAUUUCGUGCGGACUCUCACCAGAUGCAGCCACUUAUAAUAUAAUGAUUGAUUGCUGUAGCAAUAUAAAAUGCUAUAGAUCUGCUUGUGCCUUGAUUUCGAUGAUGAUCCGAGAUGGUUUCUGUCUACAUGCAGUGACUUAUACAUCUCUCAUAAAGAUCUUGUUGAACUUUGAAGACUUCAACGAGGCACUUAAACUACUCGACCAGGCUUGUUCAGAAGGGACUCAACCUGACCUUGUGUUAUAUAACACUAUUCUUCAAACAGCUAGUGAAAUGGGAAAAAUUGAUGUGAUUGAGCUUAUUAUAGAGCAGAUGCAUCGAGAGAAAAUCCAACCAGAUCCCUCUACAUGCAGUCAUGUCUUUUCUGCAUACGUGAACAAUGGCUUCCAGAGCACUGCAAUGGAAGCGUUGCAAGUCUUAAGUAUGAGAAUGAUUUCCGAACAAGACGAUAUUCUCCAAGAGAAUAGGUUAGAAUAUGAGAAUCUAAUUCUCGACGAGGACUCGGAAUCUGAAUCGCGGAUAAUCGAGAUUUUCAAAGAUUCGGCCUAUCUCGCAGUUGCCCUACUGAAUUUGAGGUGGUGUGCCACUCUUAUGUUUCCAAUAUCUUGGUUACCAAAUCAAAGCCCGUGGGCUAAGAGGCUUUCGAUUGAUUAUGCUUCUGCAUGUCGUGGCUAAUGGAUUGUAAGGUGGGUCAGUGAAUUCAAUCGAAUCAUAUUUUUUUGCAAAAAUUGCAAACAACGACCAAGAAAGGUACACUAGAUGAAGAAGAUCCAGAUUUUGAUAUAUUAAGAAGCAUAUGCCGACAACCUUCGGGGGGAGAUGUCUCGAUUCGAGCAGAAAGCUUGGUAAAAUUUGGAAAUGGUGAAAUAUUAUCAGCAACACCGUCGUUUUCAAAAUUUAAAUAGAGAUCUCAAUUAUGUGACAAAAUCUGGAAAACGGUGGGGGGCGGCCCCCCCGGUUGACUCGUUGAGACUCAUGUGGUGUUUGUUGCUCCGUUGGCUCUUCUUCGGAUCGAAACUCAUCGAAUAAAGUGAUUAGUCUUCUUCAAGUUCCAGUUGAUGGAGAUUUCAUAUGAAGAGUUUGAAGUGUACUAUGUGUGUAGAAUCACAUGGUUUGAUGGCCCUUUCACUUGGUGAAAAUUUUCAAUUUAUGCCGAUUUCGAUCAAAUAAUUUCUAAUUUUGGAAUAACAAUACUAAUUUUGAGUUCUCAAAAUUCUGUUUUUUUUUUCCUUCUUAAUUUAUUGAUUUUAUUGGCACUGGAAUAUAAAUGAGAUUUCAAUUUUCGAUC
Erythranthe guttata (spotted monkey flower) is the source of this 3192-nucleotide messenger RNA. Its product is annotated as Tetratricopeptide repeat (TPR)-like superfamily protein. NCBI's taxonomy places the organism in Eukaryota, Viridiplantae, Streptophyta, Magnoliopsida, Lamiales, Phrymaceae. Gene Ontology annotation, molecular function: protein binding. The record is from RefSeq and is a predicted model, not a curated record.